GGAGGAGGCGGGCCUUGCGUACGUUGUUGCUGACCCCGCCAUCUUGGCAUCUGUGGCCGCUUUCUUCUCCCAGCUCUGUGUUCUGGAUUGCACCUAGUGUCUGUCGCCGUGUGACUCGCUGGUACCUGGACACCCAGCGCGAGGCGGGGCGCUCACCUGAGUCCCGAAAUGGGGUUGGUGUCAUUUGAAGACGUAGCAGUGGACUUCACUUGGCAGGAAUGGCAGGAGCUGGAUGCUGCUCAGAGGACCCUCUACAGGGACGUGAUGCUGGAGAACUAUAGCAGCCUGGUAUCCUUGGGUGAGUCUCAUUCCCUGGCAGCUCUCAGCAAUUACUUUCCUCUUGGCUGAGAACUGUUGGUAUUAUCGCAAACUUUUAAUAUAACACUAAGUUGCUCAUAUUUUAGCUUGCCUGUGUUGAUGCCGUACAUACAUAAAGAACUGUGUGGCUUGGGAAAUACUCUAGAUAAUAUAUGAUUAUCUGAUGAAGCCAGGCAGCAAGUCUGCCAGCUUAGACACAACCUGUUUGUGAUAGGAACAUUUAAAUUCUCUCUGAUAGCUACUUUGAAAGAUUGAUUUAAUUGUUGUCAAAUAUAUUUAUUACCGUAUAUAGAAUGUAAAUUCUGUGUCCCUUGCCUGUGUACUUGGAGCAAAUACUAACCACCCCUCUCUACCUCCCCACACCCGCCAUGUCUGCUCUUGGAACUGCCAUUUUCUCUAUUUCUUUGAGGUCACCUUGAACUUGCAAAUGUAGUGAGGGCAUGCAGGAUUUUGAUUUUUUGUGACAGACAUAGUUCAUUUACUUUGUCUUUGUUGUAAGAUAUCAUCUGUUUACCCCACCCAAGAAAAUAUCCAUUUCUUCCAAUCUGGUGAACCAGAGAGUGUAUUUGUUGUAGUCAGAUAAAGUGACUCUCAGACAGUGGUAGCCCUGAAGACACCGCCUCUUACUCAGUUUUGCCCUCUACGGCACAUGUACUUGGGCAGAAGGGGUCUGAGUCGCUCUCUUGAGCAUCCGGUCCAUCCGAAUCCAUUUCAAAUCCCCAGCAUAACCCUGAAUAGGUAUGGUUUUGCUUGGGGCUGUUCAGUCUCUUCCAGUGGUUUCUGUGUCUCUUUUGGCGGCCAUUUCCUACGUCUCUUUGGAAUGAGGUUUGAAGGUAGAUACUAAGAGCUACAUGUUUGUGCUUUCCGAUCAAGAUGCUUUGCUACUUUGGGGUCUCUGGAGCUUUUAUAUUAUGUUUAAGGCAUUGUUUGGGACAGUGUUUUUCUGUUUAUGUGGAGAAGUAUGUCUAUUUUACUAUGAGGAUAUUAUUGAAUCUGCAAACCACUUUGAAAGUGUGGGAACUUUUUCCUUCAGUAUUACUUCCAAUUUGUUAACAUGGAAUAUGGUGACUUAUAUUCUGUGUCUUACCCUGGGUAUCUCCCGAAUCCAUGUAUCAUGGAGUCUCUGCAGGGUUUGGCACAUCUUCUCCCACUGAGGACAGACAACGCAGCUCUGUUGGGGAACAGAUUUCACAGUUAGGCAACAGCUUUAGGGAUAGUCUUCCUGCUAUUGUUGGGAGACCCUCAUGGAGACUGAAAUGCACAUCUGCCACUUAUGUUCCCGGGGUCUUGGUCCAGCCUAUGUAUGCCCUUUGGUUGGUGGCUCAGUCUCUGAGAGUUCCCAAUGAUUCAGGUUAGUUAACUAUGCUGCUCUUUCUGUGGAGUUCAUAUCCCCUUCAGAGCCUUCAGUCCUUCCCCAACUCUUCCAUAAGAUUCCUCUACCUCUGUCCAGUGUUUGGCUGUGGGUAUCUACUUCUGUUUCAGUCAGCUGCUCUGAUGAUUUCAUACACGCACGCAGUGUGUUUUCAGCUUUACGUCUGUUAUCCUCCUGCAGCCUCCUGAUCUCACUGCGCACGCUCGUCUUUCCAGUCCCUGUCUGCCUUCUCUCCUUUUAUGUUGUGUUCUUUUUUUCCUCACUGAAUUUGAUUCUUUGCAUGAACAUGGGAUGUGGUGGGUUAACUCUUGAACUGUGGGCUUUUUUUUCUCUUGGUUUUCUGAGCCACAGUUUCCCAGGGUGCCUUGAACUUGCUUUAUAGUGCAAAGUAUUUCCAAACUUAUAAACAGUCCUCCUGUCACAGCAUAUCGCAUCCUGGGAUUUUUCCAUUUGGUAAAGGGGAGGGUGUGACCUCUUUUAACUUCUCAGUGUUUGGCAAUUUCAGACUGGUAUUAGACUCCUUGGUUAUACAGUAGAGCUGGGGACAUAGCUCAGAGAUGACCUGCCAAGCAUAUUCAAGCCUGUAAAUUCAACCCCUAGAACCACAGAAUGAAAUAAACAAUAAAUAAAUAUUAAAAUUAUUGAACCUUUUAAGAUUCCUUUAAUUUUUUUAGCUUUUAAAUUUCUUUAUUAAAAAUAGAUUUUUAAUAUACUAUAUUCUGAUUAUGAUUCCCCCUCUCCCAACUACUCCCAGAUCCUCCCCACCCAAAUCUACACCCUUUCAUGCUCCCUCUUGUUAGAAAACAAACAGAUAUCUAAAAAAAAACAAAAAAGAAAAAUAUUUAGGUAGCUAUUUUGAAUGGGAAUGUAAAAUUGAAACUUCUCAACAUUUUUUUUAUUGUAUAUACUCUAUUGUAGAUUUUUUGACUCUGUGGUUUUUCUCUAGUUUUUUGUUGUUCUCUUUUUUUUCUGAGGCCUUUAAGUUUUUCUCUGUGUAGCUUCCUUUACCCUUCAUAGCACAGCUCAAAUGGAGCAGUCAUGUUCCAUCAGCGAAAUGGACUUCUUGGGAACAGUUUAUAUAUCAUUUUCUGUUUACAGGGCACUGCGUGACUAAACCUGAGUUGAUCUUAAGGUUGGAGCAUGGAUUCCAGCCAUGGAGCAUAGGAGACACUUCAGUCUGGCGUCUCCCAGGUCAGUGACUGUGAACAGGGGAGGGGAAGUCAACAAGGACGAAUGCUCAUAGGAUAUUGGUCAUCUUGAGCUUGAACCGCCUUCACCAUUUAUUUUAUUCAGUUUCCAAAUGAGGAACUCUGUGUCAGUUUGUGUCCUUUGUUGUUGUUGAAGUCUGUUUUCCUAAAAUUACUUUUGAAAAAUAUUGAUCUUUGUAUAGGUUCUCUCAGACAUUUUUGUUGUUGCUUUGAGACCAGGUCUACUAUAACCCGGACUGCCCUCAAGCUUGCCCACUAUCAGGAGAUGUCGCCGUACCCAGUCUUAUUUCUAUUUGUUAGUUAGAUACGUUGCUUAAAUAUUUUAUCUGAAUUCUUAAUUGUCCUUUCUACCUUGUUUAAUAAUGAAGAUUUCUUCAGUGCUUGGUCUUGAUCUGAGAGUUUGAUAGCAUUAAUUAACACUCAGUUGCAUGUAUUCUUGAAGGGCUUACAUUCAGUGAGAGAAAAGGGAAACGAUCACAUAAUGUACUGGAGCAAGAUGAGAAACACCAAGAGUAUUUACCCAGAGAAAGGCAAAAAAUAAAAAUAAAAAUAAAAAAAAUUAAAAUAAAAAAAAAACGGAUGGAGUUUUAUUUUAAGAAAGGCGUAAAGACACUGUUGAGGAAAUACUCAUUUAUUUUAGUUUAGUGUUAUGAUUACUCUUUUUUAAAAACUGAACUAGCUAUGUGGUGGUAGUGGUGGUGGUGGGACAGUCCUUUGAUCCCAGUACUCAGGAAAGAGAGGCAGUGGAGGCAGGCAGGUCUCUGAGUUCAAGGCAAGCCUAGUUACAGAGUGAGUUCCAGGAUAGCCAGGGCUACACAGAGAAACCCUGUGUUGAAAGACAGACAGACAGACAGACAGACAGACAGAGACAGGGUAGAGGCAGGGAGGAUGUGUGGGGAUGAGGGAGAGGAUGGGGAAGGAGAGAGGGAGAAAGGAUUGUUGAACUAAAUAUAUAUGUGGAUGUCUAUUAAAGGUGUGACAAUGAAGUUAGAAUGGUAAAGACAUUUGGAAUUGGUGGCCUAAAAACAAUCAACUGCUUUUUUUUUUUUUUUUAAAUUAGGAAAGAAAGCUUUGGAAGUUUAAGGAUGGGAUUGCUGAUAAGUUUUUUCUAUGCUAGUGCAUGAAUACCCAAUGUCAUAGUCACAAAUGAGAGAAUGUUUCCCAAGGAGACCAAGAAAGAAAGAACAUUUGGCAUCAAGAAAGGGGCGGCAGGGACAGUAUGCCCUAAAACAGAAAAGCUAUUGGGAAAAGUGUACCCACAUCACAACUUCCAACAGCAAAUCCCACGUGGUAGUGAGCUGAAUGCUGCAUGAUGACCAUAACGUGCAAAGUCCUCUGCUGCUGAUUGACUGGCAUUCUUUGUCAUGGGAGGAACCAGUGGUACUGGCAAGUGUUAGUAAGAGAAGAGACUCCUCUGACAGUCUUGUGUAUUCUGGGUUAAUAGAUUGAAAAACAAACUAAUUGCAUUUAUCCACACGCAGAAUGUUAUAUCGGGGUCUAUCCACUCUUGGGAUGCAUAUAACUAAGAUCAGUCAAAACCUCAGGAGGCUGGGGACAUACUGGCAGUUUCUUUGUGGGCACAAGAAGUAGCCAUGGAAACUUAGAUGGUGGCAGGCUCCUCGAAAGGAGCGUGGAGUAUAAGGUAUGGAGUCUCUCAUUUCUUGUAAGGAGUAUGCCCAAUCCUCACAGAUACUGUCAGAGUGUAAGAAGAGUGGGCCCAGUGUCAGCAAGUUGUUUGGCCUCUACACCAUUUUUCCAUCUUUGUAUGUUUACUGUACCUUAGGAUUUGAGCCUAGGAAUAAGAAUUCAUUAGGCUUUCACAGCUAUCUUUCAACCAGAGCGUGCUCACUGUUUAUUGGGUUCCAGAGGACCUGAGAAACUCAGUCUCCUUACCUUCUUCUGGCUCUAUAAUCUAAUACACUAAAGACACCCCCUGUCAUCUUCAUCAUCUUCUUUCCAUUCCCCUUCCUCCUCUUCCUCUUCCUCCUCCUCCCCCUUCUUCUCUCCCUCUCCUCUCCCUGUCCUCUUCACCCUCCCCCCUUCUUCUUCCUCCUCUUUUUUUAUUUUUGUUUUGCUUUCCAUCGGUGAGUUCAGAAAUACUGAUGUUUCUGAAGAAAUAGUAUUACCAUACUGGCUGACACCCUCAAGAGCCUAGUUUUUAAUGUCACAAAAUGUUCUCCAUGCUUACAUUUUUCCUAUAAUUACUGAUAGUGUUGUAUUUGUUUAAAUUUUUUAAAAUAUUAUUUCUAUGUCUGGUUGGUUCUGUUGCUGUUCUUUUAGCAUUUUGAUUUCUCUCUGCGUGGUGUCAGGAGUUGGAGCGUCAGGUGAACGCUGCUGAGAGUACCUCACCCUUUUUUGUAAGAUGAAGGGUGCUUUCCAUUCCCCAUUCUUCCAAAGUGACAGGUGAGGGCAAGAAAUCCUAAUACACAUGGCAGCAACCAGGCAAACGGUGGUACGUAUUGGAAAAAUGAGAACAUUUCCAACAGUCGAUUCUGAGGAUUUUGGAAAGAGUGGAGUAUUAGGCAUAAAAUGCAAAAGUGAGGUUUUAGUAAUGAUCCAUACACUAACAUAGUAUUCAAGUAAAUAGGUUCAGCAAACAGUGAUAAUGAUAGAAAACACAAGCUUAAAUAACUGUAGAAGGAAGAUCAAUAGGUCAAGCAUUCAUUGGAAAGCAGCCUUCGCUGGAGUAGCCGAGAAAAAUCCACGAGGAAUGAAGAUAAGGUUGAGAAAUGACUGUAGUGAGGGAACCAUACAGGAAAAGGAAGAAUGGUCAGGAGUGCAACAUUUAAGCUCCCUUGUCUAUGGUAAAGAGAUGCAGCCUAUCACUGGGAAAUGAGGAGACGAAAGACACAGGAAAGGUACUCCAUGAACUGUAGCUUAAAAUUGCAUAAAUACAUGGAAAGAACAAAAAACCCAAACCAGAGAACACACAUCCAGGGGCGCAACCGUUCAGAAGCACCUCACGGUUGUAGUUAAGAUGCAACGUACAGAAUAGAGAAAGACACCUUACCACAUACGAGGCAAGUCCCUUUAGCCUGGUAACCUUUUAACUGGAACCCUGGUAGUAGAAAGCAUGGGCUCCUGUAUUUUCAAGCACUGAAAUAAAAUAAUUGCCAACGAAGUUGCCUCUCUUCAGCAGUGUUACCCUGUAAACGGUAAGAUUAGUGAAGAACUACAGAUCUUUCUCCAUGAGUAUAAAACAUAUCACACUGUGAAUAUAAGGGGUACCGUGGAUACUUCAAGAAAUGUUGCACAGAAACAAAAAGGUGAAUGUAAUCAGGGUUUGAGUGAUGGUUCAAGGGUUAAGUGUACUGGCUGCUCUUUCAGAGGACCGGAGUUCAAUUCCUAGCAACUGAUGCCUUUUUCUAGCUUCUGCGGAUACUACAUGCACAUGGCACAUACAUAGGAAAAGCACCCAAACACAUAAAAUAAAUAAAAAUUAAAUCUCAGAAAAAUCAAAACAAUGGAUGUAAUCAAGAGCCUUGAAAAGGAUUAUAAUCCACUAAUAAAAACAUCAGAAUGAAGAAAGUGUUAGACAUUAACUCCAUAAAUUAGCAGACCUCUAACAUGGAGGAGAAAAAAAAAAUUAGUAAUUAUUCUUUAACAAGAUUAAUUGUAACUGAUUUUUCCAACUCAUAGCUGAACACUGACAACCAGGAUUUAAAGAAGAACACUGCAAGCUACUACUUAAAUGUGAGUUUAUAAUACGGGUGAAGGACAGACUGAAACAAAGGAAAACUGUUUUGGAGCAAAUAGAAUAUGAACGAAUUCAACAGUAGCCAUAUUUACAUUAGUCAAAUCAUACUGCAUGCCAAAGUAAACCAGAAGUUUUUUGCACAUGAAAUAUUGGACUAGUGUAUUAUGAUGACCGCUAAUUAAAGAGAAUCUAUCCAAAUUAAUAAAAAAAUGAUGAAAUGGACGAUUUCAUCAGACAUCUUUGAGAUAGAAAAGAUUUCUUAGGAAUAUAUUUUAGAAUGUAUUUUAGUAGUUACAGAAUAGGAAAUUGAACAGACAUGUAUUUGUACAUAAAUAUGACCUUCCAGAAUUCUACAAAAUGAAAUUAAUGUUAUAUCAAUCAAUAAGAAGUGAUGCCAUUGAGGCAACAAUAGGGUGCCACAACUAAUCAAAGCUCCUUGUAAAAUCUCUUUGACUAGUUCUUCUACCAGACAGGUAUAAAAGUACAUGUCUAUGCCCAUCAAGCUGAUUCAUAAAGUGGAAUAGGAAUAUGGUAAUCUUGGAGACUUGCUAUAUUAGAUAUCAGCCAGUAUUAGAUAGCAAGACUAGGUAGGAAUCAGAGAAGAAAAUGUACAUGUAAAAAUCUUCAAUAACAACAGACAACAGAAUUCUUUAAAACAUUAAAAAUAUGCCCCGUGAUAAGUGUCAUUUCAUACCAGAGAUACCAGGUAGUAUAAUUUAUGGAAAACAUUAUAUGUAGUGUGCAUGUAGUUAGAAUUUGGAACACACUCACAUGUUCAUUUCAGUUUAAUGUCUGCUAGAAUUUGGCAUCUCUUCAAAGUUAAAAAAAAAUGGAUAACUUUUUCAAGUGGCCAAAGAAAGGAAUAUGACAACAUAAUAUUACAGUCUGGACAACUAUUUAUACUGAAUAUAAAAAAGGAGAAAACAUUUUGCCUAAAUUAAUAGCAAUACAUAUUGUAUUCCCUCUCAUUUACUUUUUUUUUUUUUUUUUUGAGAACUUCUUAUUUGCACAAAUUAUUUGGUCAAGGUUUCCCUUCCUUUCUUUUAUCCAACUUCUUUCCUAUCCCACUAUCACUUCUCCCUCCCACACUCAUGUGCUCUACUUUUUAAACCCACUGAAUCCACUUUGUGCUACCAGUGUGUGUGAGGGUGGAGGGCCAUUCAUGGAGCUUGAGUGCUCUCUUGGGGGCCAUACCCCUGUAGAAACCUCAACUUUCCAUCACCUAGUAGCUCUCAGUUACCAGUUGCUUCUGAGUUAUCAAUGGGACUUUGUCAGUCCCUUCUUCAUUUAUGUUGGGAUUUUGAUUAGCUUUAUUCUGCAAAGGCUUUAUAUACAUAGUCCUAGCUAUUGUGAGUUCAUGUGUGCAGUGGCGUUGUCUUGGCCUGACAUUGCUGUUUGAGAAAGUUAUCUACCACUUCUGUUCCUACGAUCCUUCCUUUCCUUCUUCCAUGGUGACCCCUGACCUCUGGGAGGAAGGUGUGUACUGCAGAUAUCUCCUUUAGGAUUGGGCACUCUGACAAAUGAAGAGUGACAGCUGCACUAAUAUAUGCAUAUAAAGAUAAGUACUUAGGAGACUCUUUAAUGCUAUAGCUAUAUAGAAAAAGGUUGAAGUAGCUGCUGCCUGACAGCCGGUGACCUACCCAUCCACACGUUCUUGACCCAGUUACAAAGCAAGAGUUCUAUCUCAUGGAGUGUGCCUUAACUCCAACUAGAGUGGAUGGUUGCUCCUUUAAAUCCCAUGCCACUACUGUGAAACUAGGUAUAAAGUAUUAGGCCAGUUAUUAUUGUAGCUCUCAGGGUUCACAGCUGGCUAAGCAUGUUGAUAACUUUUCUUGUAGUAUUGUGAUGGCACUUCCCAGUACUACAAAAGCUAGCCAGCAGGCAUGAAGCUUCAAGAUCAGUAUCAGCUUAAUCUUUCAUGUUUUAUAACUGAAGUUUAAAGUGGCUUCACAAGUGGGGUCUUACCGUCAAGUUCUAGGGAGUAACUAAGAACAGUAGCAAUAUUUUUUAUUGUUGGUGCAGGGGAGGUCUUUGGAAUCAAACUAUCAACACCUUGAAAAUAGAUAACGUCAAAGCACUGAAUAUUUUGUUCAGUAAUAUAUGGUAUCUGGGGCAUUUCAUUUUUCCCUAUCUAAGGUAUCUCUAUUCUAUCUUUCUGUCUGUCUGUCUGUCUGUUUAUCUGUCUAUCUAUUAAUCAGUCAUCUGUCUAUUUAUCUCAUCCAUCCAUCCAUCCAUCCAUCCAUCCAUCCAUCCAUCCAUCCAUCCAUCCCACCUUUCUUUUAGAACCUUUCAAAGUGGUUUCCAUGAGGCUGUUAAAGAAAGGUCUUUUAGUGUUAGUAUCCCACCCUCUGCCUUGUCCUCUCACCCUCACCUCACUGAACCUUACCUUCACCAUUAUUCCCCUUUACUCAUUUAUAACAUUUGUUUUAUAUCUCCCUUUUGGCCUCUUUUUGUUUUCCUGACUUCUAUAGGUUUUCCUAUUUAAGCACAUACAUCUAAAGAUUCAGAGGUCGGAUCCACAUAUGAGAGAGAACUUGGGUCAUCUUUCAGGAUCUGGGUUGUCUUUCAAAGAAUCAUCUAUUUCCAGCUCCAUUUAUUUACCUGCAAAGGUGUUCUUGAAGUUUAUACUCCAAAUGAGAGUUGCCUGGAAAAUGCAGAGAGUCGUAUGUGGCCAGUGGGAAGCAUCAACAGAAAUCUUUCAAAUAAAGAGAUGAUUGAAGCAGAAAUGAAGGUUCAACUGGAACUUCCCCGAGGUACAAAACCCUAUGAGUGUAAACCGUGUAUGAAAAUGGUCAGCCUGCCAUCGCAGUGCAGCAAGCAGCAUGCAUACUAUCCAAGUGUGAAACCAUACGAAUGGAAGGAAUGUCAGAAAGCUUUCUGUUACAAGUCAGCGCUCACUCAACACCAGAGAGCUCGUACAAGAUUGAAGAUCUAUCAGUGUACAGAAUGCAAGAAAGCUUUCUCCUCCAAAUCAGAACUCACUGUGCAUCAUAGAAUUCAUACUGGUGAGAAGCCCCAUGCAUGUGAAGAAUGUGGGAAAGCUUUCUAUCGUAAGUCAACCCUUACAGUACAUCAGAAAACUCAUAGAGGUGAGAAACCUUACGAAUGUAAAGAAUGUUGGAAAGCUUUCUAUUAUAAGUCAACCCUCACUGAACAUCAGCGAAUUCAUACCGGCGAGAAGCCUUAUGUGUGUAAAGACUGUGGCAAGGCUUUCUUCUACAAGUCAAACUUAACUCGCCAUCAUAGAACUCAUACACGUGAGAAACCUUAUGAAUGCAAAGAGUGCAGGAAAGGUUUUUCCUCCAAGUCAGAGCUCACUUCACAUCAUAGAACUCAUACCGGGGAGAAGCCCUAUCAGUGUGAGGAAUGUGGCAAAGCUUUUUACUGCAAGUCAACCCUUCGUGUACAUCAAAAAAUACAUUCCGGAGAAAAGCCUUAUGAGUGUAAGGAAUGUCAGAAAUCUUUCUAUUAUAAGUCAACUCUAACUGAACAUCAGAGAACUCAUACAGGUGAAAAGCCCUAUGAAUGUAAAGACUGUGGCAAGGCUUUCUUCUACAAGUCACAGUUAACUCGCCAUCAUAGAAUUCAUACAGGUGAGAAGCCUUAUGAAUGCGAAGAGUGCAGAAAAGCUUUCUCCUCCAAGUCAGAGCUCACUGCUCAUCAUAGAACUCAUACCGGCGAGAGGCCCUAUGAAUGUAAAGACUGUGGCAAAUGUUUCUAUCGCAAGUCACACUUAACUCUUCAUCAUAGAAUCCAUACAGGUGAGAAGCCCUAUGAAUGUAAAGAUUGCAGAAAAGCUUUUUUCUGCAAGUCAGGACUCGCCCGACAUCUGGGAACUCAUACACAUGGUACUAAUACAAAGAACAGAGAAAAGCAUUUUCCUGCAACUCACAGCUCAGUCAAUAUCAGAAAUGAUAUACAAGUUAGAAACCCUGUGGCUCUAAAUAAUGAAAAAAAACUCUCUACUAUAAAUCACUCCUCAGUUCAUAUGAUGGACUUCUUAGAGUUGAGAAGUCCUAUAGAUGUACAUAAUGCAGGAAAACUUACCUUCUUAACUCAUGCCUCAUUCAAUGUGAAUGAACUCAGGUGAGACACGCUAAUAACAGAGAAGGCUAGAAAGCAUGCAGUCAACCAGGAUCACUUGACAUCAGAGGAUGCCUUACGAAAGAGUACGGCAAAGAACUGGCACAAGGGAGACCUCUCAGUAUCAGAAGACCGUUUUGUCUGGAAAGAACACAGGAAAGCAGCUUAAACAUGGAAAGAAGCUUAUGACUUAAAAGCCCAAAGUUUUGAAUGGUGACUCGGGUCUCUGUUGAAACCUGCAAUGGAACACCCUGAGAAUGUAUAAAAAUCAAAAAACAUUUUCCAGUUAGGCUACCAUAUACGUACUAACCUUGAAAAACAUUUAAGGGACCCUUUUAAAAAACAGGAAAAUUUUGAUGUCAGACCACAGUCUGCAUCAAAAAAAGUCAUACAGGUGAGAGACUGUGUACAAAUAAAUCAUGUAUAGUGGCACUUGCUUAUGUUCCGUUUCAUUGACACAGUUAUUCAAGACUAGGGAACAUCAUAUUCUCUCCAACUCUAGGUGGGCCUAGAAUGUUAAAAGGGCAUGUGUAGAAAUGUGAUAUGUUUCAGAAGUGCUGUUGAGUUAUGUUGGAAAUGACUGACUCUGUAUUAGGUAGGAGGCACUGGCUUAUUCUGUAGGACUGCUAAAGUGAUCUGUGUUAUCUGAUUCUCAUCUCGAAAGAGAAAAUGCGGGAAGUCUUCUGAUGACGUCAUUUUAGUCUGACAGUCAGUGAUGUAGGGGCCCAGACAUUAGCAGUACUUAUUUCCUGAUCUCAGAGAAGCGAUGGCUGAGAGUGGCAACAUUUAUAUCAAAUUAGCAGCACAGGAGAGAUGGAGGUCCAUGGGAUUUGUACCACAGUUUGCAGAUAAAUGAGGGAAUCUAGACCAGUGCUUAAGAUAACAAACCGAGUGAGUGUUAGAGCCAGGAUCAAAUACCCUAUCUCAGCUCAGUGUCGCUUGCACUCACUCUGCACCAUUUCACCUGACCAGAUUUAUACAGCUUGCUCUUAGUGGAUGGAAGGAGAACAGUUUUCAUUAUCAUUUUCCAACUCUGGGAGAAGAGAAUCUAAAUAAUAGUGUCCUGACUCUUUUAAGCCAAGCAACAGCCAGCUCCGAGAAUUCAGCUGUGCCCCCUUGCAGAAGCUCAUCACAACUGGGCUUAUUGAUGGUUUAUACUCUCGUCUCCUCCCAGCAUCCAACUGCUCCCUACCAACUGGCAGCUCUGCAGACUGCCUAGAGAAAAGAUUUAGAGUAAGUGCCAGGAAACACUAGGGAAGUAGCCACAGCCUCCAUCUAUGUUGUUUUGGAAAAAAAAAAUCCCAUUCCUGCUGAGUAAGUCAUUCCAGAUGCCACCCACUAGGGGUGGUGUACUCAUACCCUUGGAAGUAACCCUUACUCACGCUCUGUAAGGAAGCCAAAUAAAGUCAUUGAUAUAUUUAUGAACUUUGGAAUGACGGCUCUGUUUGUUAUUAGUACCUUAGGGGAAGGGGUAGAGAUUGCUUUACAUCAACCCCCGGGAAGGAAUUUAUAUCAACAUGGAGUCACCAUUAGCAUGCCCCUGUAUCUUUGUGAAGGAUUACGUGGCUGUCAGUGAUCCUGGAGUCAGAGCUAUGGGACAAGGAGUCUGUCCCAGAGGCUUAGGAGGAAAUCUCAAAAUCUCAGUACAUAGGAAAAGGCCUUCCAGAAGAGUCUCAGAUCUGAGCUUACGAUUUAGAUGCAUAUUGUCUGCCCCUCAGAGUGACAUAAUCUUGACAAGAUACAAACCACCCAACCUUUAAGAUGCCUGGAGUGUACAGAAGUAUGACAUUUUCACAGACUUGUAGUUAGUUUCUAGUAUGGGUAGGUAAAAGGUACCAUGUAUUCUCCCUAAAUCUGAGAAAAACUGGUGGCUAGUGCUUAGCUUACUAUGUGAGUCCACACGCUCCCAGCCUGAGUUCAGCAGUUUAGAAUUAUGACCAGUUUUUCUUUUAGAGAAAAGCCUGGCCACUCUUUUUCCACAUACAUCUGACUAUACAAGGUCCUGGAAAUAGUGCAAAUGGUAGAGGGUAUGGCAGCUAUGAUGUAAGGGGGAUUUGGAUAGACUUUGGCUGCUUGCCCACUAGGGCAGUAUUACAUAGUUUUGAAAAAAUGCAGCUAGAGGUUUUAUAGUUUAGGGUAGGAAUGGGAGUGUGGUAGUCAUGUUACAGCUUGCCCUAUUCACUUACUAGGCUUUCAAAGAUAAACAUCAAAAUGUAUCAAAGAUAAAUUUCAAAAUUACACAUCAGGAUCAAAAGAGGGUUUGUGAAUGGGACUAGAAGCAUAGACAACUUUGUGUGUGUGUGUGUGUGUGUGUGUGUGUGUGUGUUCUUGUGUGCACACAUUCUUUGUAAACUCGAGAAUAAACAUCAAGAGUAAACAAUGGUUUAUAUCCUUUCCUAUACUAAAGAAGGCUCUAACAAGAAGUCUGAGAGGACAUCAUCUACUUGCCAUCACCAGUGCCUUGUAACAUUCUCAUCAAGCACAAAAGUACUUAAUCCCAUGAUUAAAUGAGCAUGGAGCCAGAAAAGAGACAUGUCAAGCUAUAUUUAAAGAAAUAGAGCAAUCCUUUCAGAGGGCUUACCUAAAACCAUUGGCAAAUAGAGAUAUUUAUAUCAUGAUUCAUAAUAGUAGCUAAAUACCAUUAUAAAGUAGCAAUGGAAAUAAUUUUAUGGUUGGCUGAUAAGAGCUAGCUAGUGUCUGAAUUCCAUAGGAUUAAUUAGUAAGACUCCAGGAUACAGCAGUUAAUGUGCAAAAUGUUUAGAAGUUCUUUCAAAGUUAGGCAUUCACUUAUCUUACUCAGAGAACAAAAACCUUGAUAGUUACUGAUGUAACUAAAAGCUGAAUCUUUAAACAAAUAUCCACCCUACUAUAUGUGGAGAUAUUCCUGUUUCAAGUUUUAAAUGUCAACCAGGAUGUUGGGAGAAUGGCAGUGGAUAGACUAUAGUAGACUACAGUAAGACUAUGUAUGGCAUACUCAUUGAAGAAGUGAUGGGAGGUGCUGAGUUAAGUAACAUUAGAGGCUUGCAACUAUGUCCUCCAAAUAUCAGACUGCACAAACUACUCCAGUUGCCAGAUAUGUUAUUUACUAACGGUGUACAAGUUUGCAAGUCAAGGUCCUCUUGGAAAGGAAUACAUUAUAGAUAAGUGGGACUAAUUCCUACAAUCUCAAUGAGCAAUUUGUAAAUAAAAUGAAAAUACUCUAGCAAACGCUGUGCCAGUGUAUAACUGGGAUCAUCAAUGUGAACCUAUCCCUCUUCCACACUUUAAUCACUUUGUGAAUGUAUUUCCCUGCACUCGCUUUGAACCAAUACUGAUAUGUUCUCUUGGGUUAUAAUCAUGCACAUGAAUACUUAUUUCUGUAUUGUAUUGUUAGUAGGAGAAUAUCAAAUAUAUUUACCAGCUAAUUUUACUCAAUGAAUAAUAAUUUAUCAUUAAAUUUUUAUUAAUGAGUACUUAUUCUAACUCUUCACAGUUUGGGCUUUUAAAGAUUUUUUUCAAGUUAAAAUAUAUUCUUUUCCUCCUUCCCUUUCCUACAUUCAACCUUCCCCAAGUACUCCUUGCUCUCAAAUUCAUGCUCUCUUCAAUUUUUAUUACAGAUGUGUGUAAAUAUAUAUAAUAUACAUAUAUGUAUUCCUAAAUAUAAAUACAGUCUCUUAAAUCUG
Molecule: messenger RNA, 14340 nt
Organism: Mus musculus (house mouse)
Lineage: Eukaryota; Metazoa; Chordata; Mammalia; Rodentia; Muridae
Gene: Zfp157
Product: zinc finger protein 157
Exons: 5
Coding region: 9261-10685 (474 amino acids)
Biological process (GO): regulation of DNA-templated transcription
Cellular component (GO): nucleus; nucleoplasm
Source: RefSeq, a predicted model, not a curated record